Messenger RNA from Nicotiana tabacum (common tobacco), 1692 nucleotides. The record is from RefSeq and is a predicted model, not a curated record. Lineage: Eukaryota; Viridiplantae; Streptophyta; Magnoliopsida; Solanales; Solanaceae.
AUGGGUUUGGCUGACGGUCUAAAGGCCAAUGUAGAUGCUUCAGCUGGGGGUGCAUUCUUGAGCAAAACAUUCACAGAUUGCAAGGUUCUUCUUGACAAGAUGACUCAAAAUUUAGACUGGAUGACGAGAGAUACAACACUCACUCCAAUAGUACAUUCUGUUGCUCUUGACCCAAACAAUACAAAUGCAGAAAACAUAGCCAUUCUCAUGACCCAGAUGAGCUUAUUGACAAAGAAAAUUGAUGAGAUGGGUACGAAACAGGUACACAUUGUUGAUACGACAAAUGGAGGCCUAUGCACUCCCUGCAUAAAUCAGUCAUAUGUUUGCUCGUGGAGUGGAGAGAAUGAUAACCAUGGCUUCAGAGAAUACAUGAAUUACGUCAAUAAUUUUGGGGAUCAGAGGCAAGGUGGAUAUCAAUGGGGACCUCAAAAUCAGCAAUACAGACCAAUCCAACAACAAUACAAUACCAUUCCAGGGGGAGCACGACCACAAGGCCAAGUCGUGCCUUAUCAAAAGCAGCAUGGCUACAAUCAGCAGCACCAACAACAAUUGGCUUACCAACCGCCUCAUCAACAGCAGGACAGUAAUAUGAUAGAAAUUAAGGGCAUGCUGCAACAAAUCAUUGUGACAAAUGGAAAGAUGCAAGAAAAGUUAGCCGCACAUGAUUCGGCUAUUAAAGGAAUUGAAACUCAAUUAGGCCAGUUAUCUAUAGCCUUGAACAAUCACCCACAAGGAACGUUGCCUGCAGACACAAACAUCAAUCCAAAUGAGCAGAACCCAAAUCAGCUAAUGGCAGUGAGUCUUAGGAAUGGAAGGGAUUUAGACAGAGAGCAAGAAGUUGCUCAAUCUAGGAGAGACGCAGUGCCAAUUACUCCAGUGACAUUAGAGUCCGACGAGUCAACGGAGCUCACAGAAGUUGUAAUUGAACAGGCACAAGUGGACAAAGGCAAGGAGAAGGAAUUUGAACAACUCCCAGAACAGGUGGUGGAAAAGGCUCCUAAUAAAGAAAAAACACCAAGCAGUGGGCAGAAGCUAACUCCUACACCAUUCCCUCAAAGCUAUGCAAAAAUGAUGAAGGAUCUGAUGCCUCAAAAAUCUGACUUCCAGGACCUAUCUACUGUAACUCUAACUCAAACUUGCAGCGCGGUAGUGACAAGAACUAUGUCUCAAAAAUUGUCUAAUCCCGGUAGUUUCACUAUCCCAUGCACAAUUGGAAGUUAUGCUUUUGCUAAAGCAUUGUGUGACUUAGGAGCCAGUAUUAACUUGAUGCCUUUGGCAAUCUACACAAAAUUAGGCAUUGGCAGAGCUAGACUGACCUCAAUGUGGUUGCAACUGGCUGAUCGCACAGUCAAAAGGCCGAGAGGAAUUCUGGAUGAUGUGCUCGUCCAAGUGGGAAAGUUUGUAUUUCCUGCCGACUUCGUUAUUCUUUACUAUCAAGUUGAUGAAGAAAUACCAAUAAUUUUGGGGAGGCCGUUCUUAGCCACUGGGAGAGCAUUGCUCGACUGUGAGAUCGGAGAGUUAAAAAUGAGGUUGAAUAAUGAGGAAAUAAUAUUCAAUGUUCAACAAUCUAUAAGGAGGCCUGGCGAAUUUGCAAAUUGUUCACUAGCGGAGGCGGUGUAUGUAAUACUACAAGAGGAGGAUGAGACCCUUAAUGUCAGAGAUCCGUUAGAAGCUUGCUUGAUGAAUUUGUAA